This is a messenger RNA of Lolium rigidum, 1268 nucleotides long. RefSeq lists its product as uncharacterized. Lineage: Eukaryota; Viridiplantae; Streptophyta; Magnoliopsida; Poales; Poaceae. The transcript is spliced from 3 exons. The coding region runs from base 54 to 1268 and encodes 404 amino acids. The record is from RefSeq and is a predicted model, not a curated record.
CUUAACUUGGUUUAUUUUUACACUCAACUAGUUCUGUGCUAUACUUAUUGUAGAUGGCUGAUCUACCACUAGAGUUAUAUCAUGAGAAGAGGAAGAAAAGGAAGCGGGCAGCAGCUGGGUUCUUUAUUACCGUAGUUGCAGUAGCUCAACAUAUGUAUUGUAGGAGAAAGAUAGUUGAGCUUGGUGAUUUCAGUGAGGAAGAGGCCGAGAAUAGAAUUAGGAGGCAGAUGCUUAGGAAUAUUUACAUGGGUCCAAAUCUAUAUUGCUAUGAUACUCUAAGGUUUACCAAAAGGUCCUUCUUUGACCUAUGUGCCAUGUUACGUGAAAGGGCUGGACUGAAAGACACCUUUCAUGUGACCGUUGAAGAGGCUGUGACCAUUGUAUUGCUUGUACUUGGCCAUGGCAUGAAGUUUAGGUUGAUUCGUAGCACCUAUAGGUUGACACUUGAGCCAAUUAGUAGACAUUUCAAUGAGGUCUUAGGAGCCAUUCUUUCUUUAUCCCAUGAAAUCAUCAAGUUGCCAGACCCUGCUACUGAACUACCCGAGGAUCACAAAUGGAGGUGGUUCCCCGAUGGGCUUGGAGCCUUAGAUGGCACACAUGUUGAUGUUCGUGUUCCGCUACGCAAGCAAGGUAGAUAUAGGAAUAGGAAGAAGGCCAUAACAACAAAUGUGUUGGGCGUCUGUGACCGCAACAUGAAGUUUGUUUAUGUGUUGGCUGGCUGGGAAGGUUCAGCGUCAGAUGGUAGAGUGCUGAGAGAUGCAAUGGAUAGAGAUGACUCUUUCAAAGUUCCAAAUGGAAAAUACUACCUAGUAGAUGCUGGAUACACGAAUGGUCCAGGCUUCUUCGCUCAAUUUAGGAAUACAAGGUAUCACUUGAAAGAGUGGGCUGCCAAUGGGAAUAAUCCAGAAACUCCACAAGAGCUCUAUAACCUGCGGCAUGCAAUUGCUAGGAACGUAAUUGAGAGGAUUUGGGCUCUUAUAAAGAUGAGAUGGGCUACUCUAAGGGCUAGUUCAUUUUUUGGAAUAAAAAAUCAGAUUCGAGUAAUCAAUGCUUGUUGCAUAUUGCAUAACUUCCUAGCUGAUAGGCAAAGAGAGAUGGAUGAUGUGAUGUUGCAAGCGGUAGAUAAUCAGCUAAAUAAUGUUGUCAUUGAUGUGGAUGAACCCGACAUGAUUACCCACAUUGAGAUGACGAAUGAGUGGAACAACAGGAGAUUGACCCUAGCUAAUCAGAUGUGGGCUGAUUAUCAAGCUAGGCAUGGACAAGCUUGA